Molecule: messenger RNA, 2058 nt
Organism: Lactuca virosa
Lineage: Eukaryota; Viridiplantae; Streptophyta; Magnoliopsida; Asterales; Asteraceae
Source: the annotation of a GenBank genome assembly
AUGUCUAAUAUAAGAGAGGUUGAACACCUCAAAAUAACGUUAGAAGCCAUAAAAUCUGCCACUAACAACUUUGCUGCUGAGAAUUGUAUCGGAAGAGGUAGCUUUGGGAAGGUGUAUAAAGGAGAAAUCCUCCAUUCUGAGGGGCAGUCCAUGGUUGUUUUUAAGCGCUUAGACCGUGCAUUUGGGCAAGGAAACCCAGAGUUUUGGAAGGAAAUCACAAUGCUUUCUCUUUACAAACAUGAAAAUUUGGUCCAUCUUUUAGGAUUCUGUGACGAGAGUAAUGAGAAAAUCCUUGUGUAUGAGUACCUAUCUAAUAGAAGUCUAGACUUUCAUCUCAACAACAAUGAUCUAAAUUGGACCCAACGUUUGAAGAUAUGUAUUGGGAUGGCUCGUGGAUUAGCAUACCUUCAUGGUUCUGAAACCCAACUUAGAGUAUUGCACGGUGAUGUUAAAAGUUCCAACAUCCUAUUAGAUGAAAAUUGGAACGCCAAAAUCUCUGAUUUUGGCCUUUCCAAAUUUGCUCCCACUAAUAACUUCACAUUUCUUUACACCUCAGUUGUAGGCACUGUUGGAUAUUGUGAUCCACUAUAUGCCGAAACUGGGUUUUUUACAAAAGAGUCUGAUGUAUACUCUUUAGGUGUGGUGUUGUUUGAAGUGUUGUGUGGAAGGUUGUGUAUUAGCAAUAAGGAUGAUCGCCCUUUACCAGGAUUGGCACGAGAAUGUUACGAACUAAACAAAUUACAUACAAUUAUUUUUGGUAAUAUAAGGGAUGAAAUAACCCGAAAUUCGUUGUGGGCUUUUACAACAAUAGCUUAUCAAUGUUUGAAGAGAGAUCGUGAAGAACGUCCAUCAGUAACUGAUGUUGUUAGAAUGCUUUAUACUGCGCUUGGAUAUCAAGCUAAUAAAGAAAGCUGGGAGCUCCCUGAUAUAGUUGAUUCCUUUCACAUCAAAACUCUACGCUUGCCAAUGGAUUCCUGCAAGGUUGUGCAGUUGAUCUAUACAAAUUCUGGGUUAGAUUUGCUAGCACUUGCUUCAAGUGGCAUUCAUAAGGUCUGGAAAUGGAAACCAAGCAAACGCAAUCCAUCUGGGAAGUCAACUGCAUGUAUCGCCCCAAAAGUCUGGCAACCAACAAAGGGAGCUGUCAUGUGUAAUGAUGUAAGUGGGAAUAAACCUGAUGAAGAGUCAGCAGCAUGCAUUGCUUUGCCAAAGCAUGAUGGCUACUUUGUGUCUGCCUCUGGUGGGAAACUCUCCAUGUUCCAAAUGGCAACUUUCCAUACUAUGAUAAGUUUCAUGCCCCCUCCGCCUGCAGCCACCUGCUUGGCUUUCCAUCCUCGAGACAACAACAUCAUUGCUAUAGGAAGGGAAGAUUCAGUUAUACAAAUUUACAGCCUAGAAUUUUUUCAGGUCAAAAGAGAACUCAGAGGUCACAUGAAACAAAUUACAGGGCUUUCCUUUUCAUGGACUUCACUGGUUUCAUCUGGAGCUGAUGCUCAGCUAUGUAUCUGGGACAUUACUGGUGCAUGGAACUGGAAGAAGAAAUCAAGAAGCAUACAGUCGCCACCUGGCUAUCCAUCCUCACUUGUUAGAGAAACUAAAGUUCAGUUUCAUAAUGAUCAACGCCAUCUCCUUGUUGUACAUCAAAGUCAAAUUGCUAUUUAUGACGACCAACUGGAGUGCUUGAGAUUGUGGUCUCCAAGAGAACCUCUUUCUGCUGCAAUUUCAAGUGCAACAUACUCAUCUGAUGGCUUGCUAAUAUUUACUGGAUUUUUGGAUGGUGCUGUUGGAGUUUUUGAUGCAAACAGUUUGAGGCUUCAAUGUCGAAUAGCACCUUCUGCCUACUUGUCUACACCGAUUUCCAGCAACAGCACCACCACAUAUCCGGUGGUUAUUGCAGCACAUCCAUCCUAUCCUAACCAAUUUGCUCUUGGAAUGAGCGAUGGUUAUGUUCAUAUUAUUGAGUCGCCUGAUCACGAUCCAAAGUUGGAAAACUCAGCGCCUCCAGAAAAGGGUCCUCUAGCAUCGUCUAAGUUGAAGCAUGUCUUUCGGUUUUUAAGAUAA